This is a messenger RNA of Colletotrichum spaethianum, 603 nucleotides long. Its product is annotated as LON protease 2, peroxisomal. NCBI's taxonomy places the organism in Eukaryota, Fungi, Ascomycota, Sordariomycetes, Glomerellales, Glomerellaceae. The record is from RefSeq and is a predicted model, not a curated record. The transcript has 2 exons. Bases 1 to 603 code for a protein of 200 amino acids.
AUGGCGCGAUCCCAAACAAAGACCCUCCCCGUCAUCCCCUUGGCCCGUGGCACCAUCCUCUUGCCAGGCGUCGCGCAGCGCAUCCCCGUCACCGCCGCCCGUCCCGACAUCCCCGCCCUCCUCGCCAACGUUUACACCCGCGCCGCCUCCGCCGCACCGAACGAGCGUAUCGACGCCGUCCCCAUCGCUUGCGUUCCCGUCUCCUCCCCUUUCGUUGGCCCUAAUGGCCAACUCCUCAUCCAAGAUGCCGACCAGAUGGACGAGUCCCUGAUCAAGGAGGUCGACCCGGGUACCGCCCGCAAGGCCGAUCUCUUCAACUAUGGCGUCGCCGCCCGGAUCACCGGCAUCGAGGGGAGGGGUACGGCCGAGUUCGCCCUACGUGUAGAGGGCAUUGCGAGAAUCCGUGUCGAGAAGGUCACACAGGAGAGGCCACACUUUGAGGCCAAGGUCAAGUACUUCUAUGAUGAAGUUGCGACGGACGCCCAGAUGCAAGAACUCUUUUCCCUCCUCAAGUUGCGAUCACGAGAGCUCGUAACGAUCCUCCGCAUAUCCGCACUCCUUCCCAGAAGCCCAGAUAGUCCCGGUGGCUUGUCCCCCUGUUGA